AUGUCUAAUAAUAACACUAUACCCAUGAAUGUCAUUGAAUCCAAUGUGAAUCCUAUCGAAUCCAGUGAUGAGACUCUUAUUCAGCCACCAAUUGAUAAUGAAAACACUGACAGAGACUACAAUCAGCCGGCGCUGUAUAUGGAAAUGGGUUUGGAUUUGCAAACGUGUAUUGUGUUGGCUGUCCAUACAUUUGGCGGUUGUUGUCAGUGCACUGCCCAAUCUACCAGUCCCUACGAACAGGGUAUUAAACAACAGGGAAGUGUUAUAUUCAGCGGAAACAAUGACAAUAAUAUGGCAUUUAUUAUGGAUCGUAAGCCUAUGUGUGACACUAACGGACUUCCAUUCGUAAACGCCGUCGGACUAAAAUGUGUCAUGGACAUUUCACCGGACUUUGACAUCACCAAGGUAGAAAAUUUGGAGUUUGGUAUCGAGAACCUUGAGAAACGGUGUUGCACACUUUCCGUAUUCUACGAUUGUUUGGUAGAAAAUUUGGAGUUUGGUAUCGAGAACCUUGAGAAACGGUGUUGCACACUUUCCGUAUUCUACGAUUGUUUGGACCUACGACCAUGA
Messenger RNA from Oppiella nova, 570 nucleotides. The record is from the annotation of a GenBank genome assembly. NCBI's taxonomy places the organism in Eukaryota, Metazoa, Arthropoda, Arachnida, Sarcoptiformes, Oppiidae.